AUGUCGUAUCCAAAAAGAGGUCCAGCAGCUGUUGCAGGAAGUCUAACUGACAGAACUGAGAAAAAUUUGCAGAGAAUGGAGUAAAUGAGAAACUUACUGCUAAGUAAAUUUAGAGCAAAGUUCGGUAUCAAAAUGUCUGAUGAUAAAGCAGAUCAUAUCCUUUAAGGAGAGUUGAAUGACUUCAUUCAGAAUGACUAAUUUAAUGAGGCUAGCUUACUUAAACUAGAGAGAAGACUAUCAGAUAUACUUGGAAUUCAGCCUAUGAACACCACUAUUAAUGGAUCAGUGAGGGAGAGAGGGAAUUCAAUCAAUAAUGCAUAAUAGUCUUAAAGAUCAUCACUUGGGAUGUAUGACAUAUAAAAUAACAGUAACUCCAAAUAGUAAGCAAGACUUGGAGGUUAGUUUAGUCAGCCAGAAACCUAGCAAUCAAUGAGAUCUCAAAUGUCCAGAACAUCUAUAGGAUAAGCAUCUGGCAGAUCCAACUCUAAUGUUAUGAGAGCGACUGGCAAUUAAGUUAUCUAAAAGUUUAAUCCCCUAAACACUCCUUAAAAAUCAGUUAGAGGUUCGAGCGUUAUAGAAGGAAAUAUGACUCCAUAAUUGUUGAAGGGAACUUCAGCUAAUGAUGAUGAACAUUGGAACAAAAUAGUCUCAAAUAAUCUUUAGUAAUUCCAUAGAGAGUAAGAGGAAGCUAAAUUGAGAUCCUAAUUAAACAAGCAGUCACUUAAAGAUGAGCUUUAACUCUAAGUAAUGGCUUAAAAGAGAGCAAAAGAGGAGGAAAGAAGGUAGGAGAUUGAGUAUAUGAAGUUAUAAAAAGAAAGAAAUGAAUUAGAAGCCUAGCAAGAGCAUUAAAAGAACUAAUAGUAUAAACAAAAGGUGAUGAGAGAAAACGCUCUUAGAGAUGAAUAACUUCAAGAUUAAAUCAAAAGAAGGGAAUAAGAAUAAUAGAAGGAAAAGGCUUACGAGUCAAUGAAAUUGCAAUAGGUCUAGAAAGAACUCUAAGUUUAGGAAGCUAUCUUAAGAAAGAGAAAUCAAAGUAUCAUUACUGAGAAUAGAAGGUCAUUCUAAAAUAACUAGAUUAUUAAGGAGACUCAGAAAAAACUUGAGGUGAUGGAGGACUAGAAAUACUAGCCAGGUCAAGAUCUAUUUUAGGAGAUGUUUAUAGAAAAACAGCAUGCCUCCUAUCAAAAGAGAAUGCAAAGUGACCAGAAGGUUGAUUUGAUCAAAGAUAAGCUAGCAACUGAAGAGAUGAGAAGAACUACGUAAUUGGAGCAGUAGCAUCUAAACAGUCUAAAGAAAUAAUCAUACCUAGAGAAGCAAGAGGAUAGAAAGAAGCAAGAACUCAAGAAUAAAGAGAAGCAAAUUAAAAAGUUCUUAGAUCAGCAAAUUCAGGAGAAGCAAGCGUAAAAGGUUCUUGACAAAUUUUAAGAAAAUCAGGUGACUAAAGUCAUUUAUGACGAUGUGAAAGUUCAUGAGGAACAAGAAAAAAUUAGAAAAGCAGAGAUUGAUCAUAAAAAUAGAGCAUACAAGGAAAAAUUAGAGAAGCAAAUAGAGGAUCAAAAGAUAUUUAAAGGUACAAUUAAGGUAAAGGUGAUGACUGAUAAAGAUAUUGAUAUCAAUAAAAGAGCCUUAGAAGAGAUGGAACAAGGACUACUCUCAAUCAAGAAACCUUUUUGA
Stylonychia lemnae is the source of this 1674-nucleotide messenger RNA. The record is from the annotation of a GenBank genome assembly. Lineage: Eukaryota; Ciliophora; Spirotrichea; Sporadotrichida; Oxytrichidae.